GGCCCGGGAUGCGGAGAGGGCUCGGGAGGCAGCCGCAGGCACGAUGGGGAUCCGAGGGGGGCUAAGGGGCACGCAGCUGGCGGCCGGAGCACCGAACGGCUCAGCGUCGCUGCAAAGUUAGGAUCGCGUCCCUAAACUGCACGCCCCGAGCGACUCGAAACGCGCCCCCCGCCCCGCCCCGCCCCCUCCCCUCCCCGCCCGGGGCUCGCCGCCGAGCUAAAAAUAACAGCCCGGUUCGCCCCCCGCAGACCGCGACCCCAACCCCUCCCCCGACCCCUCCCCCACUGGGCGUGGGGCGAAGCCACAGCUCCCAGUUCCCCAAAAGAAAAAAAAAAGAAAGAAAAGGCGGCGCGGGGGGGGGGGGGCGGGGGGCGGGCCGGGGGCGGGGGGCCCGGCCAUAUGGAUGUGAUUUCUCCGCUCCGAGGCAGACGGGCAGCUCCGCAGCGCUCGGCGCCCGCCCGCCGCCCGCCCGGCCCCCGGCUGCCUCCCUUCCUCCCUCCCUCUCUUUCUCCCUUGCGCUCGCUCGCUCGCUCGCCCUCGGCGCAUGGGCCCCGCGCCGGGCCCCGGGGCCUCGGGCCGCCUGGCCUCCGGGGUCCCCUAGGCCCGGGCGUGGGCGGGGCAGCCCGGCCUGACGCAGCUCUGUACCCCACCACCACCACCACCAGGGCCGGCGGCGGCGGCUGCCCCGAGGGACGGGGCCCUAGGCGGCGGCGAUGGGGGCCGUCCGGAUCGCGCCCGGCCUGGCGCUGCUGCUCUGCUGCCCGGUGCUCAGCUCCGCGUACGCGCUGGUGGAUGCAGAUGACGUCAUGACCAAAGAGGAGCAGAUCUUCCUGCUGCACCGCGCCCAGGCCCAGUGCCAGAAGCGGCUCAAAGAAGUCCUGCAGAGGCCAGCUGACAUAAUGGAAUCAGACAAAGGAUGGGCUUCUGCAUCCACAUCAGGGAAGCCUAAGAAAGAGAAGGCAUCUGGGAAGCUCUACCCUGAGUCCGAGGAGGACAAGGAGGUGCCCACUGGCAGCAGGCACCGAGGGCGCCCCUGCCUGCCCGAGUGGGACCACAUCCUUUGCUGGCCGCUGGGGGCACCAGGUGAGGUGGUGGCUGUGCCCUGUCCCGACUACAUUUAUGACUUCAAUCACAAAGGCCAUGCCUACCGUCGCUGUGACCGCAAUGGCAGCUGGGAGCUGGUGCCUGGACACAACCGGACAUGGGCCAACUACAGCGAGUGUGUCAAGUUCCUGACCAACGAGACUCGUGAACGGGAGGUAUUUGACCGCCUGGGCAUGAUCUACACCGUGGGCUACUCCGUAUCGCUGGCCUCCCUCACCGUGGCCGUGCUCAUCCUGGCCUACUUCAGGCGGCUGCACUGCACACGCAACUACAUCCACAUGCACCUGUUCCUGUCCUUCAUGCUUCGCGCCGUGAGCAUCUUCGUCAAGGACGCGGUGCUCUACUCGGGCGCCACGCUCGAUGAGGCCGAGCGCCUCACCGAGGAAGAGCUGCGCGCCAUCGCCCAGGCACCCCCGCCGCCCACCGCCGCCGCCGGCUACGCGGGCUGCAGGGUAGCUGUGACCUUCUUCCUUUAUUUCCUGGCCACCAACUACUACUGGAUUCUGGUGGAGGGGCUGUACCUGCAUAGUCUCAUCUUCAUGGCCUUCUUCUCAGAGAAGAAGUACCUGUGGGGCUUCACAGUCUUCGGCUGGGGUCUGCCCGCUGUCUUCGUGGCUGUGUGGGUCAGCGUGAGAGCCACCCUGGCCAACACCGGGUGCUGGGACUUGAGCUCUGGGAACAAGAAGUGGAUCAUCCAGGUGCCCAUCCUGGCCUCUAUUGUGCUCAACUUCAUCUUGUUCAUCAACAUCGUCCGGGUGCUCGCCACCAAGCUGCGGGAGACCAAUGCCGGCCGGUGUGACACGCGGCAGCAGUACCGGAAGCUGCUCAAAUCCACACUGGUGCUCAUGCCGCUCUUUGGCGUCCACUACAUCGUCUUCAUGGCCACGCCGUACACCGAGGUCUCAGGGACGCUCUGGCAAGUCCAGAUGCACUACGAGAUGCUCUUCAACUCCUUCCAGGGAUUUUUUGUCGCCAUCAUAUACUGUUUCUGCAAUGGUGAGGUACAGGCCGAGAUCAAGAAAUCCUGGAGCCGCUGGACACUGGCCUUGGACUUCAAGCGCAAGGCCCGAAGUGGGAGCAGCAGUUACAGCUACGGCCCGAUGGUGUCUCACACGAGCGUGACCAACGUAGGCCCCCGCGCGGGACUUGGCCUGCCCCUCAGCCCCCGCCUGCUGCCCGCCGCUGCCGCCACCACCACCACCGCCACCACCAACGGCCACCCCCCGAUCCCGGGCCACACCAAGCCAGGGGCCCCGACCCUCCCGGCCACACCACCUGCCACGGCAGCUCCCAAGGACGAUGGGUUCCUCAACGGCUCCUGCUCGGGGCUGGACGAGGAGGCCUCCGCGCCAGAGCGGCCUCCCGCCCUGCUGCAGGAGGAGUGGGAGACGGUCAUGUGAUCGGGGACCUGUGCCAGGGUUGGACUCGUGGACAUAAGGGCCGACAGACGGACCAAGAGACAGGCGGUUGGACAGUUGCCCACUCAGGGCUGGGGCUGGGAAGACAAAACAGGAAAAAAAAAAAAACGAAAAAAAAAAAAAAGAAAGAAAAGGGAAAAGGAAGCGG
Nyctereutes procyonoides (raccoon dog) is the source of this 2670-nucleotide messenger RNA. It is a transcript of the gene PTH1R, whose product is annotated as parathyroid hormone 1 receptor. Bases 714 to 2504 code for a protein of 596 amino acids. Gene Ontology annotation, cellular component: plasma membrane. Gene Ontology annotation, biological process: intracellular calcium ion homeostasis; adenylate cyclase-activating G protein-coupled receptor signaling pathway; cell surface receptor signaling pathway. The transcript is spliced from 14 exons. The record is from RefSeq and is a predicted model, not a curated record. NCBI's taxonomy places the organism in Eukaryota, Metazoa, Chordata, Mammalia, Carnivora, Canidae. Gene Ontology annotation, molecular function: parathyroid hormone receptor activity; peptide hormone binding; G protein-coupled peptide receptor activity.